UUCUUGGUGCUAGGGCAUGGUGUUUUUCGGGGGAUGGAUCCAUCAGCGUCAGGAAUCUCUUUGUGCGCACAGCUGGAUGUGCUUGUUAUUCAGCUCAUUUGGAAGCGAUCACUCUGCUUUUGAGCUAAGCAUCGACAAUGUAUGAGCCAGGGAGUUGCCUGGCGCGAGGAGCGAAGGAUUUAUUCCUCUCUCAAGCUGAGUAGUGCUGGUAAUCGAGGUGGUUUCCUCGGGAAGGAUUGAUUCGAGUCUUCCCAGCAUGGUUCUAUCUUUGCUUGGAUCAGACAGCUUCAAACAGGGAGAGAGAGAGCCUCUGCUACAGUCUGCUUCAUCGUCAUCUCAGAGUGCCUCGAUCUGGAGCACACUAACGUUUUCAUGGGUGAAUCCUCUCAUGAAUGCUGGUUCUGGCAAGCAACUUUGCCAAGACGAUUUAUUUCCAUUGCCCGGGGACCUCGAUCCAGAAGUAUGCCGCGAUCGACUGUGGGAAGCUUGUUUAGAAUCAGAAAACAAGUCGCUGUUCUGGGCGAUCUUCCGGUCUUAUGGAUGGAGUUUUUUCUUCAUCGGACUGUUGAAGGUUGUCAAUGACUGCCUCAGUUUCUCGGGCCCAUUGUUUCUCAAUGCAAUAAUGAAGUAUCUGCAAUCUGGUAAACAUACCAGCCAUGGACGUGGCUAUUGGUAUGCUUGUGGAAUCGGAGGUAUUUCGCUGUUGAGAGGAUUUAUGGGAACACACUACAGUUUUCUAGUAGCAAGGCUGAGGCUAAAGUUAAAGGCAGGAUUAACAACAAUUGUCUAUCGCAAGGCUUUGAGCAUACGUGUUGCUCAGCGCAACUCUUUUUCCACUGGAGAAAUCCAAACGCUGAUGUCUGUAGAUGCCGACAGGACGAUUAAUCUCUUUUCAAGUGUGCAUGACUUGUGGAGUCUUCCAUUGCAGAUAGUUGUGGCCUUGUGUAUGCUUUACAUGCAAGUCAAGUACUCCUUUUUAGCGGGGUUUGCCGUGGUUAUCCUUCUCAUACCGGUGAACCGAUGGAUAGCUGUGAAAAUUGGUGAAGCAAACACUUUUAUGAUGGCUCAGAAAGACGAGAGGAUCCGGAGAACAAGUGAGCUUUUGACUCACAUUUGGACUGUGAAGAUGUAUGCCUGGGAAACGUUUUUUGGUCAUAAAAUCAGGACAGUCAGAAACGAGGAAAUGAGGCACUUGUCCACGCGUAAAUACUUGGAUGCUUUAUGCGUUUAUUUCUGGGCGUGCACACCGACUUUAUUCUCGGUCCUUACGUUUGGAUUGUUUACGUUCCUAGGACAUACUCUGGAUGCAGCCACGGUGUUCACCAGCCUUGCUCUUUUCAACAUUUUAAUUUCUCCACUGAACUCUUUUCCAUGGGUUAUUACUGGAAUCGUAGAGGCAUGGGUGUCUAUUCAGAGGCUGCAACGUUUUUUGAGCUCUCCCGAUUCCUCACAAACUUUUUCUCGAACCACGCCUGAGAUGGACAGCAAUACGGCCUUAAAGGUGUCUGAGAUGGACUUUAGCUGGUCUGCUUCCUCUUCUUUGCCGACUCUGAAAAGGAUCUCACUCGAUAUUCCAAAAGGAUCACUGGUGGUCGUUCUCGGCCAAGUGGGAUCUGGGAAGAGUUCCCUUCUUCACGCAAUCUUAAACGAGAUGAAUUGUGAACAAGAUUCUGUCUAUGUCUCGGGUUCUACUGCAUUUGUUUCACAGACCCCUUGGAUAAGAUCUGGAUCUCUGCGGGAAAAUAUUCUUUUUGGACGGCUCUAUGUCGAAGACAGAUACGAUCAGGUUGUAAGAGCGUGCUCUCUUGAUUUUGACGUGGAACUCAUGCACAAGAAAGAUUUGAGUGAGAUAGGCGAACGAGGAUGCAAUCUAUCCGGUGGACAAAAGGCUCGCUUGGCACUUGCAAGGGCGAUUUAUCAAGAUUGUGACAUCUACUUGCUUGACGAUCCGCUCAGCGCUGUCGAUCCACAUGUAGCUGCCUGGCUUAUGCAUCACGCGAUUCAAGGGCCUUUGUUACGCGACAAGACUCGAGUUUUAUGCACACACCAUCACCAGGCAGCAUCGCUUGCUGACAUUGUAGUUCUCGUGGAAAACGGGCAUGCAAAAUGCAUUACAAGUGCACCGUGCAAGCACUUAAACUCCGAUAAUAACCAGUCAGAGAUUGAGGUUGAUACAGAGCCAACGCCAUAUGAGGAUCGUACAUUUUGUGGCAAUGAUCGAGAAGCGAAAUCUUUCUCUCUGGUGGAAGAAGAAGCUCGAGAUUAUGGACGAGUAAAGGCAACUGUUUACAGGACUUAUGCGGUUUUUACUGGCUGUUCCAUCGUAGCAGUGACAGUUGCUAGUACAAGCUUGAUGCAGGCAACAAAGAAUGGAAACGACUGGUGGCUGGCUCACUGGGUUGACAAAACUUCAAGCAGUGAUCACCAUCAUUCUGUGAAGUUUUACUUGAAUAUUCUUUUUGUUAUAGGUGGUCUCAAUUCCUUAUUCACUCUGCUGCGGGCAUUUUCAUUCGCAUGCGGAGGUUUACGUGCAGCAUUCCAAGUGCAUGAAACUCUGCUAAACAAUAUCCUUAGAGCGUCGAUUUUGUUUUUCGAGAAGAACCCCGUUGGACGCAUCCUUAACAGGUUUUCUUCGGAUUUGUAUACAAUUGAUGAUUCCCUUCCUUUCAUUGCGAAUAUAUUACUUGCGCAUUGCUUCAGCCUUCUGGGAAUUCUAAUUGUUCUCUGCCUUGUCCAAUGGGAAAUCGUGGUGCUUCUUAUACCUCUUGGUCUUAUUUAUUUCAGGAUUCAGAGAUUCUACCGAGAAACGUCUCGUGAGCUGCGGCGGCUUGAUAGCGUGUCCCGGUCCCCAAUAUAUGCGUCAUUCAGUGAAGCUCUAGACGGUGCCUCGACCAUCCGAGCAUUUCAACGACAGGAUAUGUUCUUGGCACAAAACGUUGCUUUUGUCGAAGCGAAUCAGCGGGCGUCUUUCUCUGAAAUCGCAGCAAGCUUGUGGCUGUCCAUUCGGCUCCAGAUAAUGGCAGCGUUUCUAGUCUUUUUCGUGAGCAUGAUGGCUGUUCUGAGCCGUGACAGAGAUUCACUUAUCAACUCAACGACUGCUGGUUUGAUUGGUUUGGCAUUGUCAUACGCUGCGCCAGUUAUUUCCCUUCUCAGCAAUCUUCUCACUGCAUUUUCCGAGACCGAGAAAGAGAUGGUGUCCGUUGAGCGUGUGCAACAGUAUCUAAUGAUCGACAUAGAAGUUCCAGAAAAGGGUGACAAACAAGAACUAGAAGAUGGCCAUCUUCCCGAGAACUGGCCAGAGAAUGGAGAAGUGGAGUUUGAAAACGUAAAGCUCGUGUAUCGUCCUGAAUUACCUCCCGCCCUGAUUGACAUCUCCUUCAAAAUCGCUGCAGGAGAGAAGGUAGGCAUCGCAGGAAGAACAGGUGCAGGAAAAUCCAGCAUCCUUUGUGCGCUCUUUCGACUGAGGCCUAUAAGUUUUGGCCGAAUCAUGAUCGAUGGCUUUGAUAUCUCAAAACUCAGCCUCCAUCGACUCCGAGAAAGCCUCUCGGUCGUUCCUCAAAGUCCUUUCCUGUUUGAAGGAACGGUGAGGGAGAACUUGGAUCCAACAGGACAGGCCAGCGAUUGCGUGCUCUGGGAGAUGAUAGCAAAGUGCCACCUUAAGCCUGCAGUGGAGUCCGCGGGACUGGAUACUCAAGUACGAGAAUGUGGCGAGAGCUUCUCUGUAGGCCAGCGACAACUUCUCUGCCUUGCUCGUUCGCUUCUCAAGCGCUCUCGCAUCUUAUGCUUGGACGAAUGCACGGCAAAUGUGGAUCCGGAGACAACCCGCCUUUUAAAGAGAGCCAUCGCGCACGAAUGCCAAGACGUUACGGUGGUCACGAUUGCCCAUCGCCUUUCAACUAUCUCUGAUCUCCAGAGAGUUCUCGUCCUGGACCAAGGCCGACUGGUAGAACAAGGUGAUCCACAGGCGCUCUUGCGUGACAAAGGAUCAAAGUUUAGCUCUUUGGCUGAAGCCGUAAAAUGAGGUUCGUCUUCAUUUACAAGUUUUCGAUUUGGAGUUGACGCCCGCGAGGGUCUUUUUAUUGGGAUAUAGCUUCAAUA
Selaginella moellendorffii is the source of this 4098-nucleotide messenger RNA. RefSeq names its product ABC transporter C family member 13. Gene Ontology annotation, cellular component: membrane. Lineage: Eukaryota; Viridiplantae; Streptophyta; Lycopodiopsida; Selaginellales; Selaginellaceae. The transcript is spliced from 34 exons. The coding region runs from base 257 to 4021 and encodes 1254 amino acids. Gene Ontology annotation, molecular function: ATP hydrolysis activity; ABC-type transporter activity; ATP binding. The record is from RefSeq and is a predicted model, not a curated record. Gene Ontology annotation, biological process: transmembrane transport.